AUGGCCUCCGCAGAACUCUCCAAGAAGCGCAAGCGCGCCGAGCCCACGGCCGACGCCGCCGCCGUCGCAGACGAGUCCUCGACGAAGAAGUCCAAAUCCGAAAAGAAGGAGAAGAAGGAAAAGAAGGAAAAGAAGGCCGCCGCCGAAUCCGCACCCGAAGGCGGAGAAUUCAUCGCCCUCGAGGAAUCAAAGGCCGAAAAGAAGGAACGCAAGCGCAAGGAAAAGGAAGCGCGUAAAGCCGCCGAGGCCGCCGUAGAGGACGCAUCAGCAGACGCCGACGCAAUGGACGUUGACCCGCCCGCGCAAGAGAAGAAGGUUAAGAAGAGCAAGAAGGAAGAUUUGGAUGUCAAGACGGAGAAGAAGGAGAAGAAGGAGAAGAAGGACAAGAAAGAGAAGAAGGAUAAGAAGAAGAAGGAGGCCGCUGCAGAGACCGAGACUGAGGCCAAUGGUGUAGAGACUGCUGUCGCCGAGGAAAAGACGGAGAAGACGGAGAAGAAGGAGAAAAAGUCAAAGAAGGCGAAGAAGGCAAAGGACGAGGCUGCGCCGGCGGCAGCGGCCCCUGUCGAAGAAGCAGCGGCUGAGCCAGCAGCUCAAGAAGAAGAGACCGCCGAGGGAGGAAAGAGGGAAAAGUACAUUGUUUUCGUCGGAAACCUCCCCUACACGGCAAACAAGGACUCCAUCAACGCCCACUUCGCAGCCUACAAGCCCUCGGCCAUCCGCUGCCUCCACAAGGACGGCAACCCCAACGUCUGCCGCGGCAUCGCCUUUCUCGAGUUCUCCAACGGCUCCAACAUGCGCACCUGCCUCGACAAGAUGCACCACACCUCGUUCGACGACGGCCUCUCGCCCGCGCGCCAGAUCAACCUCGAGCUUUCCGCCGGCGGCGGAGGCAAGAGCAAGUUCCGCAAGGACAAGAUCAAGGAGCGCAACGUCCAGCUCGACGAGAACCGCCACAGGCGCAUGCAAAAGGAGGAGGAGUACAAGAAGGAGAGGGCCAAGCAGGGUGGGGCCAACUCCCAGCAGGAUAGCAUCCACCCCAGUCGCUUGGCCAUGAUGUAUCAGUAG
This is a messenger RNA of Colletotrichum costaricense, 1065 nucleotides long. Its product is annotated as RNA recognition domain-containing protein. The transcript has 3 exons. The coding region runs from base 1 to 1065 and encodes 354 amino acids. The record is from RefSeq and is a predicted model, not a curated record. Gene Ontology annotation, molecular function: RNA binding. NCBI's taxonomy places the organism in Eukaryota, Fungi, Ascomycota, Sordariomycetes, Glomerellales, Glomerellaceae.